Messenger RNA from Pogona vitticeps (central bearded dragon), 9295 nucleotides. The record is from RefSeq and is a predicted model, not a curated record. Lineage: Eukaryota; Metazoa; Chordata; Lepidosauria; Squamata; Agamidae.
CUCAUUGGCCCGCCGCCGCUGUCUUACUCUCCCGAGCCCAAGCGGCCCAAGGGGAGGGUUCUACGGUCGCCGCCGCAGGGUCCUGGAAGGGGUGUAGUGACGCCCUUUCCACUUUAGGGGGUCGCUGCCCAAAUGUUUAUCCCGUUUUGCGGAAAAAAGAGUCGAACCUUCAAUUACUGCUCGCCUGAAGGAAGAGUAGCAGCGGGGGUAGAAUUAAUUUUAACGUCGCGUUCGUAGGUGUUUUCUUGGAAGCCAGGUCAUCCGCCCCUCGUGAUCUCCCGCUUUGCAAAGACGAAACCACCACCACCUCCUCCUCCUCCUCCUUCGAGAAUGUCCAGCUCGGGCUACCCUCCGAACCAGGGCGCCUUCAGCACGGAGCAGAGCCGGUACCCAACGCACUCGGUCCAGUACACGUUUCCCGGGGGCCGACACCAGCAGGAAUUUGCAGUUCCCGAUUUCCGCACGUCCCAUUUGGAAGUCAGCCAGGCCACGCAGCUCCUCCAGCAGCAACAGCAGCAGCAGCAGCUCCGACGGCGCCCCUCUCUUCUCUCCGAAUUUCAUCCCGGCUCUGAUAGGCCUCAAGAGAGGAGAUCCGGCUAUGAAUCCCAGUUCCACCCGGGCCCCUCGCAAGGCGACCAUGACUCGCUGGACUCCAAGCGCCCACGCCUGGAUCAGGUGUCCGAGUCCCACUACCAACGAGUCAGCGCCGCUGCGGUUCUACCCCUGGCUCACCAGCUGCAGGAGGGGAUGCGCUCCUCGGAUCUGAAGAAGGACCCGGCGUUUGGAGGCAAGCAUGAAGGGCCCCCCUCGCCCCUGUCAGGCCAGCCCUGCGGAGAGGACCAGAACUCUUCUCCGUCCAAGCUGUCGAAGGAAGAGCUCAUCCAGAGCAUGGAUCGGGUGGACCGGGAGAUCGCCAAGGUCGAGCAGCAGAUCCUCAAGCUGAAGAAGAAGCAACAACAACUGGAAGAAGAAGCAGCAAAACCGCCCGAGCCCGAGAGGCCCGUCUCCCCUCCGCCGGUGGAACAAAAGCACCGCAGCAUCGUCCAGAUCAUUUACGACGAGAACCGGAAAAAAGCAGAAGAAGCUCACAAGAUCUUCGAAGGCCUGGGGCCCAAAGUUGAACUGCCGCUUUACAACCAGCCAUCAGAUACCAAGGUGUACCAUGAAAACAUCAAAACGAACCAAGUCAUGAGGAAGAAGCUGAUUUUGUUUUUCAAGAGAAGGAAUCAUGCGAGGAAGCAAAGGGAACAGAAAAUCUGCCAGCGUUACGAUCAGCUGAUGGAAGCGUGGGAGAAAAAGGUGGACCGGAUCGAGAACAACCCACGUCGGAAGGCCAAAGAGAGCAAGACGCGCGAAUAUUACGAGAAGCAGUUCCCAGAAAUCCGGAAACAGAGGGAGCAGCAGGAACGCUUCCAAAGGGUGGGGCAAAGAGGAGCCGGCCUGUCGGCCACCAUCGCUCGGAGCGAACACGAAAUCUCAGAAAUCAUCGACGGCCUUUCCGAGCAGGAGAAUAACGAAAAACAGAUGAGGCAGCUCUCGGUCAUUCCUCCCAUGAUGUUCGACGCUGAGCAGAGGAGAGUCAAGUUUAUCAACAUGAACGGGCUGAUGGAAGAUCCGAUGAAGGUUUACAAGGACAGGCAGUUCAUGAACGUCUGGACCGAUCACGAGAAGGAGAUCUUUAAAGAAAAGUUUGUCCAGCACCCAAAAAACUUCGGCCUCAUUGCUUCUUACUUAGAACGAAAGAAUGUGCCGGACUGUGUCUUGUAUUACUAUCUGACUAAGAAAAACGAAAAUUACAAGGCCCUCGUGCGCCGAAACUACGGCAAGAGGCGUGGGAGGAACCAGGUGCGUUGCGUUGAGUGUUGCGAGGCGCUGGGGUUCACCCGACUGAAAAAGCAACAGAUCACGCGCCCUUCCCAAGAAGAAAAAGCCGAAGAAAAGAUCGAGGAGGAGAAGGCGGAGAGGACUGAGAAGAAAGAGGAGGAGAAGAGAGAUGAAGAGGAGAAGGACGAAAAAGACGACUCAAAGGAGAACCUCAAAGAGAAGGACAAAGUGGAAGCCGCCCCCGAGGAGCCCGAGGAGAGGGAGCCGACGGCCGCACCCAGGGGCCGCAAGACCGCCAACAGCCAAGGUCGGCGGAAGGGCCGGAUCACCCGGUCCAUGACCAACGAGGCGGCGGCCGCCAACGCGGCGGCGGCGGCAACCGAAGACCCCCCUCCUCCGUUGCCUCCCCCGCCAGAACCCUCUUCGGCCGAGCCGGUGGAGACCUCGCGCUGGACGGAGGAAGAGAUGGAAGUGGCCAAAAAAGGGUUGGUGGAGCACGGGCGCAACUGGGCGGCCAUCGCCAAGAUGGUGGGCACGAAGAGCGAAGCGCAGUGUAAGAACUUCUACUUCAACUACAAGCGGCGGCACAACCUGGACAGCCUCCUCCAGCAGUACAAGCAGAAGUCUUCUCGAAAACCCCGGGAGGAGCGUGAAGUGUCCCAAUCCGAAAGCGUGGCUUCCACGGUCUCUGCGCAGGAAGAUGAGGACAUCGAGGCGUCCAACGAGGAGGAGAACCCGGAAGACAGCGAAGGUGUCGAAAAUAGCUCGGAUACCGAGAGUGCCCCCUCUCCGUCCUCAGCGGAGGCUGCCAAGGCCCCGGAAGACGGCCCUCCCGCCGACGGCGUGGCCCGGGUAACUGGCGAGGCCGUGGCGGAGGAGGAGGAGGAGGCGGAAGGAUCUGGCAUGAAACCCGGCCCGGGGGCAUCUCCGUCCGCCACCGCCGCGGGCGCUCAGGACGGAAAGCCGGACAAAAAAGAGGGACCCCACUUGGAGGUGAAGGAGGAGGCGGCCACCGAGGCGGAGGAACCGAUGGAGGUGGAGAGCGGGGCCUCGCUGUCCGACGCCAAGCCCGAGCCGGACCUUGCCGCGCACACCAAAACUGAGCCCACCGAGCCGGAGCCCCCGCUUCCCGAAGAGGUCCAAGUGAAGACGGAAAAGGACACCAAAGAGCCGGAAGAGGAGAUGCCCGAGGAGAAGCCGGCGCCUGAGCGGAUGGACUUCAGCCUGUCUCAGCCAGCGGCCGCCACGGAGAGGUCGGACCCCAACUCGGAUAACGAUUCCAGCGCUACCUGUAGUGCCGACGAGGAUGUGGAGGGGGAGCCGGAAAGGCAAAGGAUGUUCACGAUGGACUCCAAGCCUUCCCUCUUGAACCCAACGGGGCCGUUGAUGGUGUCGUCCGCCACCAAGCAAGGGCUGAUGGACCUGCAGCAGCUCCAGCACCGGGCGGCGGUCAUUCCCCCCAUGGUCUCCUCCUCCUCCUCCUCCCCGCAAGGCCUGCCCCCGGGGAUCGCCAUGAGCGGCUACACCCUCUUCCAGCAGCACAUCAAGGCCAUGCACAAGUCCGCCCUGCUGGAGCCCGGCCAGCGCCAGGAGCCGGCGGAGCUGGACGGCCGGCCCUCGGCCAGCCCUUGUGCCCCCUCCAAGAGCCCGAGCGUCGAGUGGGACGGGAAGUCAGUCGCCUACAUGCCUUACGCCGAAGUGAAGCGCGCCAUGGAGCAGGAGGCCCAGAUGCAGAACGCGGUGGCCAGGUCAUCAUCGCCGUACCGCCUGUCCCCGAGGGAGGUCAGCAAAGCUUCCCCCCAGCCGGACGUCAACGCCGCCCGCUACAGCGUCCCACCCGUUCUCCAACCCGCUCCUCACCAGGUGAUCACCAAUCUCCCCGAGGGGGUCCGCCCCCCGACCACGCGGCCGACCAGACCCCCGCCUCCGCUGAUCCCAUCCUCCAAAACGGUGGUGCCCUCGGAGAAGCCAUCCUUCAUCAUGGGAGGAUCCAUCUCCCAAGGAACGCCGGGCACCUAUCUCACGUCCCACGGCCAAGCCGCGUACGGCCAAGAGCCGGCCAAGCCUUCUGUUGGCUCUAUCUCGCUCGGACUGCCGAGGCAACAGGAGGCAAACAAAUCAGCUUCCAUGCCUUACAUCAAACAGGAGGAAUUCUCUCCCAGAAGCCAGAAUUCCCAGCCCGAAGGCCUGUUAGUCCGGGCCCAGCAUGAAGGAGUGGUGCGAGGAACGACGGCCACCAUCCAGGAAGGGAGCAUCACCCGGGGGACCCCCACCAGCAAGGUUUCCGUGGAAACGAUGCCCUCGCUCCGUGGUUCCAUCACCCAGGGAACGCCGGCUCUGUCUCAGUCCGGAAUCGCGGCGGACGUGUUGCUGAAGGGGACCAUCACGCGGCUGGCCACGGAGGAAAGCAGCCCGGAGAGAUGCCGGGAGGAGGCCGGGGCAUCCAAGGGCCACGUCAUCUACGAGGGCAAGAGCGGACACAUCAUCACCUACGACACCAUAGGCACGCGGAGCCCCAGGACGGCUCACGAAAUGAGCCUGAAGAGGCCGUACGACGCGAUGGAAGGGAACCUGAAACAGGGGAUGCCCCUGAGGGAGUCGCCCGUCUCUGCGCCCUUGGAAGGGUUAAUCUGCCGGGCCCUGCCUCGAGGAAGCCCCCAUGCCGACUUGAAAGAGAGGACGGUGCUCUCUGGGUCGAUAAUGCAAGGAACCCCUCGCGCCACGGCCGAGAGCUACGAGGAAGGGCUGAAGUACCCGAAGAUCAAGAGGGAGUCUCCUCCGACCCGGAGCUUCGAAGGCGCCAUCACCAAAGGCAAGCCCUACGACGGGGUGACCACCAUCAAGGAGAUGGGCCGCUCCGUCCAUGAGAUCCCCCGGCAGGAGCUGCUGAACCAAGAGAGCCACGCGGCCCCCGAGAUGGUCCAGAGCACCCGGCCCAUCAUCGAGGGCUCCAUAUCUCAGGGCACGCCCAUCAAGUACGAGAGCAGUUCCGGACCGUCGGCCAUCAAGCACAACGUCAAGUCGCUCAUCACCGGCCCGAGCAAGCUGCCCCGGGCGAUGCCGCCCCUGGAGAUGGUCUCGGAGAACAUCAAGGCGGCAGAGCGAGGGAAGUACGAGGAGGCCAAGGCCGGAGAGGUCCGCUCCCGCCACACCUCGGUGGUCAGCUCCGGGACCUCAGUCCUCCGGUCGACGCUCCACGAGGCACCCAAGUCCCAAGUGAGCCCCGGGAUCUACGAGGACGCCAACGCCAGGCGGACGCCCGUCAACUACCAAAGCAUGUCCCGGAGUUCCCCGAUGAUGAACCGAGUGUCGGAAGGCAGCGUGUCUUCUGGGAAGCCGGCCAGCCACGAACGGAAAUCCACCCUGACCCCGACGCAGCGGGAGAGCGUCCCUUCCAAGUCGCCCGUCCCGGGGGUGGACCCCGUGGUCGCCCACAGCCCCUUCGACCCACACCACCGGGGCGCGACCCCAGAGGUCUACAGGAGCCACCUCCCUUCCCACCUGGACCCGGCCAUGCAGUUCCACCGGGCCAUGGAUCCGGCCACGGCCUACAUGUUCCAGCGCCAGCUCUCGCCCACGCCCGGCUACCCGAGCCAGUACCAGCUCUACGCCAUGGAGAACACCCGCCAGACCAUCCUCAAUGACUACAUCACCUCCCAGCAGAUGCAGGUCAACCUGCGGCCGGACUUAGCCCGAGGACUCUCCCCCCGGGAGCAGACGCUCGCCCUGCCCUACGCGGGCGCCCGAGGAAUAAUCGACCUGAACAGCAUGGCCCCCACCAUCUUAGUGCCCCAUCCAGGCGGGCCGAGCACCCCUCCCAUGGAAAGGAUUACGUACAUCCCAGGGACUCAGCUUGCAUUCCCCACCAGGCCUUACAACCCUCCCUCCAUGUCCCCAGGGCACCCGUCUCACUUGGCGGCCUCUGCCGUCGUGAACGCUGAGAGAGAACGGGAAAGAGAACGAGAGAAAGAACGGGAGCGAGAGAGAGAGAGAGAGCGGGACCGAAUCGCCUCCGUCCCCAGUGAGCUCUACCUUCGUCCAGGGGCCGAGCAACCCGGCCGGCCGUCCAGCCACGGCUACAUCCGCUCACCUUCCCCCUCGGUGCGGGGUCAGGAGACCAUCCUUCAGCAGCGGCCCAGUAUUUUCCAGGGGUCGAACGGGACAAGCGUGAUCACCCCGCUGGAUCCUGCCGCCCAGUUGCGCAUCAUGCAGCUUCCCCCCGGCGCCCCUUCGAUGCCCCAGGGCUUGCCCGCUUCCCGCUACAACACAGCCGCCGACGCCCUGGCCGCUCUGGUGGACGCGGCGGCCUCCGCCCCUCAGAUGGAGGUGGCCAAGUCGAAAGACGGGAAGCACGACGGGAGCCGGACGGAGGAGGCCCCGGGCCGGAGGUCGGUGGUGAGCGAGCAGCAGCAGCAGCAACAACAACAACAACAGAUGGAGCAGAAGGCGCUGGAGGCCGAGAAGAGAGUCCCGCCGGGCCCGUACACGUCAUCGGCGCCCUCCUCCGCUUCCUUCUCCAGCGGCAAGUCCCAGAGCCACCCGUCCUCGGCAAUCUACUCCGAAGCUGGGAAGGACAGGGGCCCGCCAUCCAUCUCAAAGUACGAGGAGGAGCUGCGGACGCGCGGGAAGACCACUAUCACGGCCGCCAACUUCAUCGACGUGAUCAUCACCCGGCAGAUCGCUUCGGACAAGGACGCCCGCGAUCGCAGCUCCCAGAGCUCGGAUUCCUCCAGUAGUCUUUCCUCGUCCCACCGCUACGAACCCCCCCGAGAUGCCAUCGAGGUCAUCAGCCCCGCCAGCUCACCGGCCCCUCCCCAGGAAAAGAUGCCGUCGUACCCCCAGGAGGUCCCCAAAAUGAAUCAGGGGGAAAGAGAGUGUGGCCGCCCGUACGAGGGCCCAAUCCACCCGUACAGGCCUCAGCAGGAUUCCCCUUCGCCCCCGCAGCCCCCACAGCCGCCGCCACCUGCCCAGCAGGGCGAAGGGAUGGGGCCCGUGCCCCGCACCCACCGCCUCAUCACCCUCGCGGAUCACAUCUGUCAAAUCAUCACACAGGACUUCGCCCGCAGCCAGGCCUCCUCCACCCAGGCCCCGCUUCCGACGCCCACCAGCACAUUCCAGACCUCGGCGCCCACCACCAUCGCCACCACCGGCCGCCUGAAGGCCUCCAGCCGCUAUAGCCCGGAGAUGCAGCCGGCACCCCACCAGCGCCCGGGGUCCCGGGUCUCCCCGGAAAACCUGCCGGACAAAAACCGGGGGAGGCUCGGAAAGUCCCCCGAGAGGAGCCACGUUCCUUCCGAACCUUACGAGCCGAUCUCUCCACCCCAGGCCCCGGCCAGUCUCGAGAAGCAGGACAGUCUCUUGUUACUCUCCCAAAGAUCUGAGCCUUCAGAGCAGAGGACGGACUCCCGUUCCCCGGGGAGCAUGAGCUACUUACCGUCAUUUUUUACCAAGCUGGAAAGCACUUCGCCUAUGGUGAAGUCCAAAAAGCAAGAAAUAUUCCGGAAACUGAAUUCCUGUGGUGGAGGAGACUCCGAGAUGGCUGCAGCUCAGCCAGGGACGGAAAUAUUUAAUUUGCCUGCAGUCACGGCCUCAGGUCCAGUCAGCGCCCGAGGCCAUUCUUUCGCCGAUCCGGCCAGCAACCUCGGCCUGGAGGACAUCAUCCGCAAAGCUUUGAUGGGCAACUUCGACGACAAGGGGGAAGACCACCACCUCCUCAUGACGCAGCCCAUGGGGCUGGUGCCUGGGGGCCCCAACCCCACACUGCCAGCCAACAGCGAAACCCGGAGGGAAGACGCCAACCCUUCCCCCAAUCCAGGCGGGGGAGUCGGUAAGCAGAAACUGAUGGGGAAAUCCGGCAGCCGGAAAUCAAAGUCUCCGAUUCCCGGGCAAGGCUAUAUGGGGACAGAGCGGCCCUCGUCCGUGCAUUCGGAAGGCGACUACCACCGACAGACGCCGGUAUGGUCAUGGGAGGACCGGCCGUCCUCGACAGGAUCGACGCAGUUCCCUUACAACCCGCUGACCAUGCGCAUGUUGAGUAGCACCCCGCCAACCUCCGUCGCCUGCGCACCGCCCUCCGUCAGCCAAGCCGCCUCCCAUCAACCCAACCGGAUCUGGGAACGCGAGCCCGCCCCUCUCCUCUCGGCCCAGUACGAGACCCUGUCGGACAGCGACGACUGAGUGGAAGCAGCAGCGGAGGGGAAAAGGACCCUUUUUAAACGAAACAAACUACACCACCCCUAAACAUGGAGAAAAAAAUAUACUCAUUUUCAGGGUUUGCAAGCCUGUUGGAGUGGGUUGUGGGUUUCUUUUUUAAAAGGCACGUUCCUCCUCCUCCUCCUGCCCUCCCUGACAGAAAUAACACACACAGAGAGAGCGAAAAAGAGAGAGCAGAAGAUGGGGGGUCUCCAGAGGUGAAGACGACCUUUUACUGGAACCUGUCUUUAUUCUCAUUUUCCACACCGCUUGCUCAAAAAGACUCCUUUCAAAGUGAGCCGUCUGUGCAGAACCGUCACGCCUCUUGAAGAUAAAUAUGUAAUAAGCCAAGGGAAUUUAUUAUUAUUAUUAUUUUUUAAACAGAAGAGGCACCUGCUCUGGAGCGACAUCCUUAUUUGUAAAGAGAACCUUCACAUAAUGUCUCAAAAAAAUAAGAAAUCAUUAUGAUGUAAAUAGAGUAACUUCUUCUGCUGUGUUUUUCCCCUCCUUUCCCCAUCCCUCCGCUCUCCUGCUUAAGAAUACCUGGUGUACUUUAUUGUUGAAAAUCAUUGCAUAAACCUUUAUUUUUUUGGGGGGGGAAUCGUUUUACAAUUUCUUUUUUUUUUUAAAGUGUUUUCUCAGAUAUAGGAUGCUCGUGAUCUUUUGCCGCACAAGCUGGCCAGACCUUUCUCAGGCAGGGCGCACGUCCAGCAGGCGCAAGAGAUGGAUCUGGUCACAUGGCCCCUCACCUCAUCGGUCCAGCACCCCUUCUCCCGGGCGGCAUUCCUUCCUGCCGAUUUUUUUAAAAAUGCAUUUUUAUUUCCUUUCUGUGGUUGUUCAAGGCCUUGUGGAAAAAGAAAAGUGACUUUAUUUUCCCAGCUGACUCCUGAAUUAAUCUUGUAUAUUUAAAAAAAAAAAAUAAGUCUCCGGUUGGUCGGCUGGGGGAACGAGAUCUUGGGAGCGAGUUCUCUGCACCGGGGUGUAUAUUUUGUUAUUUUUUUUUCCUUCCCUUAGGGCUGGUUUUGGUUCAAGCAGUGCACUGUGAAAAUAAUAUUGCAUGGGUACAUAGUGGUGAAGUCUCUCUCUUUUUCUCUCUCUCUCGCACACACACAUACACACCUCACACUGAGCAUCGCUUAGUCCCGCGGCAUUGUCGGUUCUCCCACCUCGAAACCCUCCCGUCUCCCUCACCCCAGUGAACUCUUUGCUUUGACAGUGCUGUUUUGGAAACCAAAUUUUACUCUUCGACAGGCAGCCAUCAGUAAAUUGUUUCCCAGAA